Trypanosoma cruzi is the source of this 669-nucleotide messenger RNA. Its product is annotated as mucin TcMUCII, putative. The transcript has a single exon. Lineage: Eukaryota; Euglenozoa; Kinetoplastea; Trypanosomatida; Trypanosomatidae. Bases 1 to 669 code for a protein of 222 amino acids. The record is from RefSeq and is a predicted model, not a curated record.
AUGAUGACGACGUGCUGUCUGCUGUGCGCCCUGUUGGUGCUUGCCCUGUGCUGCUGCCCGUCCGUGUGCGACGCAGACAUUACCCCGACUGCACCUCAAACCAAGGGAAAAGGCGCCAGCCUGCCGUCCAUUACACCUGGGACUAAGCCUAAGUCUCAGGAUUCCGCCGAAGCAAGUCCAUUGCUCUCUUCAGAAGAAGGCUCUAGUCUGGAUCCGAAAACUGACGUUGGUACGAGGGGAAAGGAAACCAGUCUGCCGUCCGGUGGAGCAGAGGGAACACUUCGGAGCAGCGGUGAGUCAGGUUCACGGAGCCAGGAGUCCGGUGCGGCACAGGGAAACACCGCCAGUUCAUUGCCCCCUGCACCAGCCACUGAGCCUAGCAAGAAAACUGAGACGGAUCCGGGGGAUAAAGAUAAUUCUAAAAAUACCAUGACGCUUGAGGAUCCUUCCAAGACGACCACCACGACCACUACAACAAAAGCACCAACCACGACCACCACCACUGCGCCAGAGGCAACAAGUACUACGACUACAGAGGCACCAACCACCACGACCACCCGCGCACCGUCACGCCUUCGCGAAAUCGACGGCAGCCUCAGCAGCUCUGCGUGGGUGUGUGCUCCGCUGCUCCUCGCUGUAUCCGCGCUGGCGUACACCACUCUGGGCUGA